AGCUCUGCCUUGUCGGUCUUCUAUGACGAUUUCCGCUGUGUUUUCCGCCCUCUCUACCUCCUCUGACCAUUUCCGGUGUGUGUUCCGCCCCUCUCCGGCUGCUUCGCCACGUCAGGUCAGCGCUGCCCUCCCCUCCCCAUCCCGGUAGAUAGUGACAGGGUGUGAAGGAUGGAGACUCUCUACCGAAUCCCGUACACGGUGCUGGAAUGUCCCAACCUGAAGCUGAAGAAGCCGUCCUGGCUCCAUAUGCCCUCAGCUAUGACGGUGUACGCAGCCGUGGUGGUCUCCUACUUCCUCAUCACUGGAGGGAUCAUUUAUGAUGUCAUUGUCGAGCCACCUAGUGUCGGAUCCAUGACAGAUGAACAUGGACACCAAAGACCGGUAGCUUUCCUGGCCUACAGAGUGAACGGUCAGUAUAUCAUGGAAGGACUGGCAUCAAGCUUCCUUUUUACCAUGGGAGGUUUAGGGUUCAUUAUCCUGGAUCGAUCCAAUGCACCAAAUAUUCCAAAGCUGAACAGAUUUUUGCUGCUUUUUAUUGGAUUUGUUUGUGUUCUGCUCAGUUUCUUCAUGGCGAGAGUCUUCAUGAGGAUGAAGUUGCCAGGAUACUUGAUGAGCUGAAGACGCCUAUCAUCCAUACUUUUCAGUUCUAUAGCAGUAAUGAUUGGAAGGAAUGCAAUGUUCACGCUGUAAAAAGAUGUAGAAAUUGCAUGCAAGUGGCAAGAAAAGAACUAAGGGUUACCGACAGCAAAAUAUUUUUGUAAUUUUUUUUCACUGCAUUAUAUCCUUAUUUCGUUCAGAAUAAAACCUUCUGUUUUGGUAAUUUGA
Messenger RNA from Rana temporaria (common frog), 825 nucleotides. It is a transcript of the gene OSTC, whose product is annotated as oligosaccharyltransferase complex non-catalytic subunit. Gene Ontology annotation, cellular component: oligosaccharyltransferase complex. NCBI's taxonomy places the organism in Eukaryota, Metazoa, Chordata, Amphibia, Anura, Ranidae. The coding region runs from base 169 to 618 and encodes 149 amino acids. The record is from RefSeq and is a predicted model, not a curated record. The transcript is spliced from 5 exons.